AAGUGCUGAUUUUCUAGCAAACAGUUUGCGCGAUUAGUUAGCUAGUUGGAUAACGACCUGUCAACGCUGAAACGUUUUAAUUUGCGGUCACUGCCAGUUAAAUCCGGACAAUGCUGUGUUAAAAAGAUGGGAUGAAACACAUUAAUUCGCGUAAGCAAUGUGAUAUAAACAGAGCAGCAGUUUGUUGACAGCGAGGUCGCAGUAUGGCAGGAAGAGAGAGUAGCUAACUCGCGCUGUUUCCGCUUCUCGAGCCCCUCUUGGUAAUAUCUCACUUCUGCUCAGAAACCAGGAAACGCAGGACGAUGGGCCACAGGACGUUGGGCCACAGGACGUUAACCACUUGAACUGAAGUCCGCUAAAUUGUGGAAUGUAUAGGUUACCACGCUAAUUGCACUUAGCUAGCUAGCUAGGAGAGUUCUUUUGGAUUUACUAGCUUCCCAGUGAGCAGACGUUGAAAAACGUAGCUAGCUACAUAGUUGUGUUUCUUUGUCGUUUUUUGAAAUAAUUCAACAGUGUUAUAUGAGUCAUCAUAAUGCAUGACGCCUACGAGCCCGUGCCUAUUUUGGAGAAACUGCCCCUCCAGAUCGACUGUCUUGCGGCCUGGGAGGAUUGGCUCCUGGUGGGGACUAAACCAGGUCAUCUCCUCCUCUACCGAAUCAAGAAGGAUGCAGGCACGAACAGAUUUGAGGUAACGCUAGAGAAAUCCAACAAGAACUUCUCCAAGAAGAUCCAGCAGCUGUAUGUUGUAUCCCAGUACAAGAUUUUGGUCAGUCUCUUGGAGAAUAAUAUCCAUGUCCAUGACUUGCUCACAUUCCAGCAGAUCACUGUGGUAUCAAAGGCCAAGGGUGCAACACUGUUUGCCUGUGACCUGCAGCAGUCCAGUUCAGGUGAAGUAACGUUACGGAUGUGCGUUGCUGUCAAGAAGAAACUUCAACUGUAUUACUGGAAAGACAGGGAGUUUCAUGAAUUACAGGGAGAUUUUGCGGUUCCUGAUAUUCCGAAGUCCAUGGCUUGGUGCGAAAAUUCCCUAUGUGUGGGUUUCAAGCGCGACUACUAUCUGAUCCGGAUGGAUGGACGUGGCUCAAUAAAAGAGCUUUUCCCAACAGGGAAGCAACUGGAGCCACUGGUUGCCCCGCUGGCUGAUGGGAAAGUAGCUGUGGGUCAGGAUGACCUCACUGUUGUCUUGAAUGAGGAAGGAACCUGCACACAGAAGUGUGCCCUCAACUGGACUGACAUCCCUGUUGCAAUGGAGCACCAACCUCCUUACAUUAUAGCUGUCCUGCCGCGGUAUGUGGAGAUUCGCACCUUUGAGCCAAGAUUGUUGGUGCAGAGUGUGGAGUUGCAGAGGCCACGCUUCAUCACCUCUGCAGGGCCCAAUAUUGUGUAUGUUGCCAGCAACCAUUUUGUCUGGCGACUUGUGCCAGUCUCCAUAGCAAGCCAGAUUCGGCAGCUCCUACAGGACAAACAGUUUGAGCUGGCUCUUCAGCUAGCGAAAAUGAAGGAUGAUGCAGAUGGGGAUAAGAAGCAGCAGAUUCACCAUAUUCAGAAUUUGUAUGCCUUUAAUCUCUUCUGUCAGAAGCGUUUUGAUGACUCUAUGCAGGUGUUUGCCAAGCUGGGGACAGAUCCAACUCAUGUGAUCGGGCUGUAUCCAGACCUCCUUCCCUCUGACUACCGUAAACAGCUGCAUUACCCCAAUCCUUUGCCCACACUCUCUGGAGUAGAGCUGGAGAAGGCCCACCUGGCUCUCAUAGACUACCUAACGCAGAAGCGUAGUCAUUUGGUGAAGCAGCUGAAUGACUCUGACCCCUCCACCACAUCCCCGCUUAUGGAGGGCACACCUACAAUCAAAAGCCGCAAGAAGCUUCUUCAGAUCAUAGACACCACCCUGCUCAAAUGCUACCUCCAUACCAAUGUGGCCUUGGUGUCACCCCUUCUGCGUCUCGAAAACAAUCACUGUCAUGUGGAGGAGAGUGAGUAUGUGCUGAAGAAGGCGCACAAGUACAGUGAGCUCAUCAUCCUCUAUGAGAAGAAGGGCUUGCAUCAGAAGGCCCUGCAGGUCCUGCUGGAUCAGUCUACUAAAGCCAACUCCCCUCUAAAGGGUCAUGAGCGGACAGUGCAGUAUCUCCAGAGACUGGGGGCAGAGAAUUUGGGCAUUAUCUUUGAGUUUUCCCCAUGGGUGCUGAAGAUUUGUCCAGACGAUGGUCUCAAGAUUUUUACAGAGGACCUUACGGAGGUAGAACUGCUCCCCAGAGACAAGGUGCUAGACUUCCUGAAGGAGGGUUUUAAGGAGCUAGCUGUGCCAUAUCUGGAGCACAUUGUCUAUGUGUGGGAGGAAACCGUCCCUGAGUUCCACAAUGUGCUGAUCCAGCUCUACCUGGAGAGAUUACAAGUGCUGAUGAAAGAAUAUCUCAACUCGCUGCCUGAGGGUGUCCCACCUGUGGCUGCAGGAAAGGAGGAAGGAGAGCUUGGGGAGUUACGGAAGAAGCUAUUGACUUUCUUAGAUAUUUCAAGCUGUUAUGAGCCAGAGAUUCUCAUCAGUGACUUCCCAUUUGAUGGUCUGUUGGAGGAGCGAGCCUUGCUUCUAGGCCGCAUGGGAAAACACGAGCAAGCACUUUUUAUAUACGUGCACAUAUUGAAGGACACGUACAUGGCCGAGGAGUAUUGUCACAGACAUUAUGACAAAUCAGCAGAUGGAAAUAAAGAUGUGUAUCUGUCUCUCUUGCGCAUGUACCUGUCUCCUCCAGACGCACACUGUCUGGGUCCGAUUAAGAUGGAGCUGUCUGAGCCCCAGGCUAAUCUUCAGGCUGCUCUGCAGGUCCUUGAGCUGCACCACAGCAAGCUCAACACUACUAAGGCGAUAGACCUGCUUCCAGCAAACACUCAGAUCAGAGAGAUCCGUGUGUUUCUCGAGAGCGUGUUGGAGGAGAACGCCCAGAGGAAACGCUUCGACCAGGUGCUCAAGAGUCUGCUGCAGGCCGAGUUCCUCCGGGUCCAAGAAGAGCGAAUCUUUCAUCAGCAGGUGAAGUGCAUCAUUACUGAAGAGAAGACCUGCCGGGUGUGUAAGAAGAAAAUUGGAAACAGUGCCUUUGCCAGGUAUCCAAACGGUGUGGUGGUCCACUAUUUUUGCUGUAAGGAUCGCAGCGUGUGUCCCACAGAGCAAUGAGACUUCUCAGCUGGAUAUACGUGACACACACCUCCAUCUACUCUUAAGAUUUUUACAUAAGAUUUUUACAUUUGCGUUUUGUGCUGCACAACUGAAAAUGCCAGUGUAUUGGCACAGUAUAGCCACAUUUGGCCAUGAAGAAAAGUUACGGUACCUUGGACUAAACACUUUUUAGCCCUGCACAUGGUUAUGGAUGGUGACAUUUGUUACAGUGAAAGCAAGAUUGCUGUUGCACUCCGGCUUUGAAGACACUUAAGUCAAUAAACAACACAUACUGUCGAAUUAAGCUUUCUUGUGAGAAAUAAUCGUAAUGUCUCUCAUCCACUGAUAUUUUAUUUACUUCUAUUAUUUUGAAGCAUGUUUUUGUCCAGCGUUGACAUUUUCCUUGUGUGUAAUAAUAAUAAUAAUAAUAAUAAUAAUAAUAAUAAUAAUAAUAAUAAAACACCUGUGUUUUGUGUUAAACCAGUCACUAUUGUGUUCUAGCCCAUUUACACACAGACUGUUAUGCUGAGUCAGCUUGCGUGUGCCUCUGCUUCACUGUAUUCGUUUUAGGAUGUUCUGGUUGCAGAAGGGAAACCAGACACUAAUGGGGUUUUUUCCCCUAGUUUCUCACACACUCUGGCAUUUUUUUUUUUUUUUGAUUUGGUCUGAUAUAUGUUGUAAGAGACCUCUUUGAGUCUCUACAUUAACAGGCUUAAUUACAACGGCAUUAGUUCCGUGAUUACAGCAGCAUGGCACUUUUGUGGCUUCUACUUGGCUUUAAUUUAUUCUCACUAAUGGACGAUGCAAGAAAAUAAAGCACUAAUGAUUAAAGUGGAUCAUUACAAGGAGAUGUUGCUGUAAAUGUUGAUAAUCUCAUAUGUGGAAAGGAGUCCUUGUUAAAAUGUGCUUGAAUGUGUUGCGUUUAAUUUGAAACCAUCUCCAUUCAUCCUUUCCUCUGUUGAUCAACCAUGACCUAGACUGUUGCUAUUGAGAGGAAAAGACAGUUGCUUUUGUUUCUAAGCAGUGUAACAUAUGAGGUGUGUUUGAGUUUAAAGAAUGUAUAAAUUGUACUUUAAAUAUGAAUGAGGAGAUCUGGAAAUGCUAAUAAACCUUUCAUGUGCA
This is a messenger RNA of Ictalurus furcatus (blue catfish), 4267 nucleotides long. It is a transcript of the gene vps39, whose product is annotated as VPS39 subunit of HOPS complex. Gene Ontology annotation, biological process: vesicle-mediated transport; intracellular protein transport; endosomal vesicle fusion. The record is from RefSeq and is a predicted model, not a curated record. Gene Ontology annotation, cellular component: membrane; cytoplasm. The coding region runs from base 533 to 3163 and encodes 876 amino acids. The transcript has 24 exons. Lineage: Eukaryota; Metazoa; Chordata; Actinopteri; Siluriformes; Ictaluridae. Gene Ontology annotation, molecular function: protein binding.